UUUUAAUGUGAUAUUCAAUUAGGCAAACUUUGUCUGUGGUUAGACAAACAACUAGAUCCCAGACUGACGGCAUUCCCACGGGCGCCCGCCUGAGCAGGAAGUGAGGAAAACAUGGCCAGCUCUUCAGACCAGGGCGCCGCCUUGGCACGCAUCCGAGGCUCGGCCACCGACGGCCGCGCCCACAACCCCAUCUUCCGCCGCGCCCAGCUCAAGAGGCUCCACGACGCCGUCGCCGCCCACGCCGACGAGCUCGAGCGCGCCGCCGUCGCGGCGGUCAAAGAUUCCGCCGUGACGCCGCACGACGCCCGCCUCGAGCUCUGCUUCGCCGUCCGCGCCGUCCGCGAGCUCUCGGCCUCGCCGCGACUCGACGUCGCCGCCGCCCACGAGCUCGAGUACGCCGUCUCCAGGGGGCGGGAUGCCAGGGGGGCGAGGAGGCCCGUCGGCAUCGUCGUGGUUUCGUUGCCCCCUGCGGCCCACACGCCCGUCUACUCGGUCGUCUCUGCCGUGGCCGCCGCCGUGGCUGGAGGUAACUGCGUGGUGUUGCAGAUCGAACAGACGAUCCGGGAGCUUCCGGCAAUUCUCGGCCGCAUGCUGACCGAGGCUCUGGAUCGCAACACAUUCGCAACCGCGGCAGCAGCCGAGAUCGACGCUGCCAUUAAGGGUAGGGAUGAUGUCACCCACUUUAUCAUGGGCAGUGACGCAGAGGCAACACCCACCCCGUCCCCCCGUUUGUUAGUCUCCGCAUCCCACCGCCGCGUCGUCGCCGUCGUGGAGCGUGACGCGGACCUAGACAAAGCCGCCAGCGCGCUGGUGACGGCCCGCUUCGGGUUUGGGGGGGCCUCACCAUAUGCGCCGGACCUGGUUCUCGUGAACGAGUGGGUCCAGCAGGGUUUUCUGGAGGCCGUCCUGAGGCGCACCUCGAGCCUCAUCGCUGCACACGCGGCGAGCGCGGCCGGUAACUCUCGGCUCGGGUCUGGCGGCGAGCUCCUGAGAAGGAUCAAGGCCGAGGGCAAGGCAAAGGUUGUCACCGAGGGAGACUUUUGCUCCGUCGUCGUCGUGGAGCAACGAGACUCCUUUUUGCUCAAGGGAAAGAUAAACCAGUCAUGUCUGAAUGUCCAUACAGUGACGAGCAUGGACGACGCCAUAGAUUUGAUCAAUGUACACGGAAAGAGCCUGGCUGCAUUUGUCUUCACCCAAAGCCUGGCCAACGGAAAAUACUUGACCCAGUUUCUCGAUGCGGACGUCAUGUUUGUCAACCAAAUCCCCACGAGGAUUCUUGUCGGACCAGCACAUCCUCAGGGGUAUCCCCUCGAUCCAGCCAUGACCACCAUGUCACCGGACCUGUUCACGGUCCCGACGCCCGUGUACGUGGAGCCCGUCAGCAGCGCCCAGGAUUCCCUGGAGAAGGCCGUCAGAGACGCAACACCGGCAUCCAUGGCGACGCUCGCGAGGGAGCUGGCGAAGCCCCUGAAAGCGUUGAAGAGGCCGUUGAAGCAGGUCCACGUUGGCUUCUUUGAGCAGGGCAUCAUGACCGGCGCGCUUCUCGUCCUCGGCACGUUUUGCACGGCUGCUGGUCUUCUGGGACUACACGGGUACCGCUUCGUUGCCGCGAGGUCAAGAAUGGGUUGAUGUGGGUUUGAACCUUGCAAGACCGACUAGCAGCACGCGGUAGAACAAAAUCGGGUGCGCCUUCAAGCCAGGUUUGCGGCCUUCUACCCCCACACGUGCACCUUUUACCAGAAUAAAUGCAGGCGCCUGUCUGGACUAGACGGAUAGUGGGAGCCUAGGAAGUCAGUCAUAUCAUUAUUUAGUACUCAUAGUUGACGCUGGUCGCGCUGGAAACAGGCAAAGCACCA
Gaeumannomyces tritici R3-111a-1 is the source of this 1856-nucleotide messenger RNA. RefSeq lists its product as hypothetical. Gene Ontology annotation, molecular function: oxidoreductase activity, acting on the aldehyde or oxo group of donors, NAD or NADP as acceptor. The transcript is spliced from 5 exons. The coding region runs from base 112 to 1629 and encodes 505 amino acids. The record is from RefSeq and is a predicted model, not a curated record. Lineage: Eukaryota; Fungi; Ascomycota; Sordariomycetes; Magnaporthales; Magnaporthaceae.